AUAGAUUGCGAAAGGGACGUUUCAUGUCAUCAAGGGCAUUUAAGAGGGAAAACAAGAUAAGAAAGUCAACAUACAAGCGCUUUGGGAGUGACCUUACCGAUAAGUGUGUUGAUUUGCAAGAAACAGCUGUUUCGGACAGAGGAGAAAGUGUGACACGGACAGACGGACUUCAGACAGAGCCCCAGUUUUCGUGCAUCACUGGUCGAAGAAUUGUGGAAUUUGAUACGCUCUGCAAGGGACUCUAUUGCAGUGAGUGCUCUAGCCAUCUGCUUCUACAGAACAUUCAGUCAGAAACCAGGAUUGGACUUGCUAGCCUCCUGUAUAUAAAGUGUGAGUGUGUUUUUUUAAACAGCGCUCCUAACGGGAAAAGUCACAAGAAUGCUGCAACUGGUAAUCGUGGUGUACCCAUUUAUGAUGUCAACACUAAAGCUGCUGCAGUAUGCAAUACCAUGACUAUGCUGCACUCUGGGCUUGGACAAACAUGUGUGUCCAACUGGCUGGCUGCAAUGAAUAUACCACCCUUAUCUGAUCGCACAUUGAAGAGAAGAGAGAGAGAAAUGGGACCACUGAUUGAAGAAGUAGCCCGUAAUUCAUGCCAGUUAGGUCAUGGAUGUUUGAUUGGUCAAAACAAAGGAAACGUAGUUAGUUAUGGCUCACAAAAAAACACUUGUCGGAUAUCUGAAAAUGGAAGCAAGAACAAUAUCACUGUGCCUAAACAUGAUUGCAGGUAUAACUGGUCUGGCAGUGCCAAAUCCAUGGAGUCAAGCCUGGGUGUCGAGCUCCUGCAGCAAUCCUCGACAGAUGAAUCAAACAUAAAGUAUAUCAUCAUGGAUGAUGAUACAACCACUCUGUCACACAUCCGAAAGAAUUACGAUGUAGAAAUAGUAAAGUGGAGUGACAUUAACCAUUCAAAGAAAAGCCUCAACAACCACUUGUAUAGAUUAUCCAAAACCUAAGGAAU
Messenger RNA from Haliotis rubra (blacklip abalone), 961 nucleotides. RefSeq lists its product as uncharacterized. The record is from RefSeq and is a predicted model, not a curated record. The coding region runs from base 24 to 956 and encodes 310 amino acids. Lineage: Eukaryota; Metazoa; Mollusca; Gastropoda; Lepetellida; Haliotidae. The transcript has 6 exons.